AGGAGGCUGGUAAAAUCACUUGAAGAUCUUUGCUCGCAAUAUGAUCUGACAGUUAGAAGUUCUACUGGUGAUAUUAUACAGUUUAUUUAUGGAGGAGAUGGCUUGGAUCCUGCAGCCAUGGAAGGGAAGGAUGAACCGCUAGAAUUCAAGCGAGUUCUAGACAAUAUCAGAGCUGUGUAUCCAUGCCGAAGUGAACCAGCCCUUAGUAAAAAUGAUUUGGUGUUAACAUCUGAGUCCAUCAUGAAGAAGAAUGAAUUUCUUUGCUGCCGAGACAGUUUUCUGCAGGAAAUUAAAAAAUUCAUCAAAGGGGUUUCUGAGAAGAUAAAAAAAACUAGGGACAAGUAUGGCAUUAAUGACAACGGCACAACAGAGCCACGAGUUUUAUAUCAGUUGGAUAGGAUUACUCCAACACAGCUAGAGAAGUUUCUAGAGACUUGUAGGGACAAAUAUAUGAGGGCACAGAUGGAACCUGGUUCUGCAGUAGGAGCUCUUUGUGCACAGAGUAUUGGUGAGCCUGGCACACAGAUGACUCUGAAGACUUUCCAUUUUGCUGGCGUUGCUUCAAUGAACAUUACUUUGGGUGUGCCAAGAAUCAAAGAAAUCAUUAAUGCUUCAAAGGCUAUUAGUACCCCUAUUAUAACAGCACAGUUGGACAAAGAUGAUGAUCCCGAUUUUGCCCGUCUGGUUAAGGGAAGAAUUGAGAAAACUUUAUUAGGAGAGAUUUCAGAAUACAUUGAGGAAGUGUUUCUUCCAGAUGAUUGUUUCAUCCUAGUGAAGCUAUCUUUAGAGCGCAUUAGACUACUGAGAUUAGAGGUGAAUGCAGAGACUGUGCGCUACUCUAUUUGCAUAUCCAAACUCAGAGUAAAGCCUGGGGAUGUUGCUGUCCAUGGAGAAGCAGUUGUAUGUGUGACUCCUCGUGAAAAUAGCAAGAGUUCAAUGUAUUAUGUAUUGCAGUCCCUGAAGGAAGAACUACCAAAGGUUGUAGUGCAAGGUAUACCAGAGGUUUCCCGAGCUGUCAUUCAUAUCGAUGAACAAAGUGGAAAGGAAAAAUAUAAACUUCUAGUUGAAGGUGAUAAUCUGCGAGCUGUUAUGGCUACUCACGGAGUGAAAGGAACAAAAACAUCCUCUAACAACACUUACGAGGUAGAGAAGACACUAGGAAUUGAAGCUGCUCGGACAACCAUUAUCAAUGAGAUUCAGUAUACAAUGGUGAACCAUGGUAUGAGCAUUGACAGGAGACAUGUUAUGUUGCUGUCUGACCUAAUGACGUACAAGGGUGAAGUGCUGGGCAUUACUAGGUUUGGACUGGCAAAAAUGAAGGAAAGUGUGUUGAUGCUGGCUUCAUUUGAAAAGACUGCAGACCAUCUCUUUGAUGCUGCCUACUUUGGACAGAAGGAUUCAGUUUGUGGUGUUUCUGAGUGCAUCAUCAUGGGAAUUCCGAUGAAUAUUGGAACAGGACUCUUUAAACUGUUGCACAAAGCAGACAAAGAAUCAACCCCUCCUAGAAGGCCUCUAAUAUUUGAUAAUAAUGAAUUUCAUAUUCCCAUUGUUACAUAGCACUUGGACAUAAUACA
Mesitornis unicolor (brown roatelo) is the source of this 1574-nucleotide messenger RNA. RefSeq names its product DNA-directed RNA polymerase III subunit RPC1-like. The transcript is spliced from 12 exons. Gene Ontology annotation, molecular function: DNA-directed RNA polymerase activity; DNA binding. NCBI's taxonomy places the organism in Eukaryota, Metazoa, Chordata, Aves, Mesitornithiformes, Mesitornithidae. Gene Ontology annotation, biological process: DNA-templated transcription. The annotation marks the transcript as partial. The record is from RefSeq and is a predicted model, not a curated record.